AUGGGCAAGAUAAGCAAACCGAGCCAAACUGUGGCUGAUAAGCUGGUCUUCCAUGACAAGAAGGCUUUGUUCGCCGGAUGGAGAGACAAGGACUCAGCAACCGUGUUUACACAGGAGGAUUUCACACUGGAUAAGGUGGGGUCGAAGCUCUGCGCGAUUUCUGGGAGAAAGCGCAAGGCUCAAAUGAAGGUUUUGGGCAACGGGGCAUCCGUAAAUCGUGUCGAUGCAAAACCCGCCAAAUCUGCUAAAACCACAGGAUCGGCCUUGGGGAAAAGGAAGUCUACUCCCGCGCCGACGCAAGAAAAUACCGACAUCAUGUCGUGCUUCUAUUGUGCUGGAGUGCACAACGACAUUCAAAGAGGACUGUCUGUCGACGGCGUAUCAGUGAAUGCGUGUAACGCCGUGCACAUGAAUUCGUCCACGAGGCCAGUGCCCUCAGCCAGCCCUCCCAACAGAAUGGAAUUUCUACCAAGUCCUGUCCGCGACCAGAUCAUGUUCGACGCACACGAAACGGUCGAUUUGAUGGAUGUUGUGAUGUCAAUUGGCUUUAACGGUGGAGACUCGUGGGUGUUGGACUCAGGCUGCCGAUUCGGCCUGACCGAUGAGGAGUCGAAUGGGAGCCACAUCAUCCCCUCCUCAGACAACUACCACAUCAGUGGGAGAGAAGAAUAA
Messenger RNA from Phytophthora infestans T30-4, 672 nucleotides. RefSeq lists its product as uncharacterized. The record is from RefSeq and is a predicted model, not a curated record. Bases 1 to 672 code for a protein of 223 amino acids. The transcript has 5 exons. NCBI's taxonomy places the organism in Eukaryota, Oomycota, Peronosporomycetes, Peronosporales, Peronosporaceae.